This is a messenger RNA of Corapipo altera (White-ruffed manakin), 2206 nucleotides long. It is a transcript of the gene ASB14, whose product is annotated as ankyrin repeat and SOCS box containing 14. Gene Ontology annotation, molecular function: protein binding. Lineage: Eukaryota; Metazoa; Chordata; Aves; Passeriformes; Pipridae. Gene Ontology annotation, cellular component: cytoplasm. Gene Ontology annotation, biological process: intracellular signal transduction. The transcript is spliced from 10 exons. The record is from RefSeq and is a predicted model, not a curated record. Bases 402 to 2186 code for a protein of 594 amino acids.
GACAGCACUUAAGAAUUUUCUUUUCAUAAUGUAAUAGUUACUGCUAUAGUUCUCAAAUUCUCAUUCCAAAAACAUGAGAAUUUUUACGAGGAAACUGGACUUUUAAUUCCUUCUUUUGUUGAUACCAUUUGUCAGGUCAGAUUAUUAAACAUUACUGGCCUGUGUGAAAGAAACAUGGACAAAGUCCCAGCCUGUCUCAUGAUCGGGUAUUUAUAGGGAGCUAUUAAUGGACAUGGGCUCUACAGAGAUCAUUUGCAAUCCUGAAAAUAUCACUUUCAACUUAAUAAUUACUUCUUCAAAGUGUGAGGUCUUCCCUCUUUCAGAAGAUUGAACCUGAAGAUUUAACAUCUGCUUCCAAUUAAAAAGCAGUGUUUCCCUACACAAAGUGAUCCAGGUUUGCCAUGUAUAAUUCUGUGUAUAUGUUUGAUGACAAUUCUGAUGAAGAAAUCCCUACCCAACGAGCUAUUCAGGAAAGCUUACAAGAGAGGCAUAAAAUUGAAACAAGUGACUGUGCAACAGAGGCUGAAAGUUUCCAGUCUACUGCAAGUGAAGAACAUGGAAAGAUAAUUGCAGCAAUUCAGACAGGCCAAGAAGAGGCCUUGAAGAAGUUGGUGAAGCACAGUUCUGCCUUUGAAGAAGCAGAUGAGCAAGGCUGGCUUCCUGUGCAUGAAGCUGCAGCACAGCUAAAUAAGAACAUCCUUGAAAUAACUAUGAAAGCCUCCCAUGCCGGUACGUGGGAACAGACCACUCUAAAAGGGGAAACACCUCUGCUGGUGGCAGUAAGGAAUUGCCUUGUGGACAAUGUCUGCUUGCUCCUGUUCAAUGGCUGCAAUCCCAACGUUAAGAAUGAAGAGGGAGAUUCUCCUUUAGUUAUAGCAAUUAAACAGGAUUCCUAUGAGAUUGCCUCCUUGUUGAUAAGAUCUGGUGCCAAAGUGGAUUUGCAGUGUGUCCACAAGAGAACUGCUCUACACGAGGCAGCCAGACUGGGCAGGAAGGAGCUGGUAGAGCUUCUCCUUCAUUCUGGAGCAGAUCCUGACCCUCGCAGUGGAUAUGGGCUCACACCUCUAGCACUGGCUGCACAGAUGGGACACACAGAAAUUAUGGAGCUCUUGCUGCAAAAAGGUGCAGAUGUUCUUUCACAGGCAAUGGAUUGUGCUUCUGUAUUAUUUGAAGCAGCAGGAGGAGGAAAUCCAGAUUCUGUGAGUCUUUUACUAGAAUAUGGGGCUGAUGCCAAUGUACCAAAGCACUCGGGUCAUUUGCCAAUCCACAGAGCUGCAUAUAGAGGACACUUUCUAGCCCUGAAAUAUUUAGUUCCAGUUACUGAUUUUGCUGCCAUUAAAGAAAGUGGGAUAAGUCCAGUUCACUCAGCAGCAGCAGGAGCACAUCCACAGUGCCUUGAGUUUCUCCUCAAGUCUGGGUUUGAUGCCAAUUUUAUGCUGGAUCAGCGAGUUCGCAAAGGCUACGAUGACCACCGCAAAUCAGCCCUGUAUUUUGCUGUGUCCAACGGGGAUCUCUGUUCCACGCGGCUGCUGCUGAACGCCGGAGCCCUGACAAACCAGGAUCCCAUCAACUGUCUGCAAAUCGCCCUGAGAAUGGGCAAUUACGAGUUAAUGAACCUGCUGCUCCGCCACGGGGCCAACGUGAAUUACUUCUGCAGAGUGAACACCACGCACUUCCCCUCGGCGCUGCAGUACGCCCUGAAGGACGAGGUCAUGCUGAGGAUGCUGCUCAACUACGGGUACAACGUGCAGCGCUGCUUCGACUGCCCCGGGGGAAACCACUGCCACUCGCAGUAUGUCACUGACGGCUGGACCUCCACUGUCAUCAAAGACACGAUGUUCUGUGAAGUGAUAACCUUGUCCUGGCUGAAGCAUGUGUCUGGGAAGGUAGUGCGAGUGAUGUUAGACUACGUUGAUCACGUCAAGAUCUGCUGGAAGCUUGAAGCAGUUCUCAAAGAACAGAAACUCUGGCCAGACAUCCAUUUCAUUUUAACAAAUCCUCGCUCUCUGAAGCAUCUCUGUCGUCUGAAGAUCAGGGAAUGCAUGGGCCGGCUGCGUCUCCGCUGUCCUGUCUUCAUGACCUUCCUUCCACUGCCAAACUGCCUGAAAGACUACAUACUGUACAAGGAAUAUGACCUUUAUGGACAGGAAAACUUCACAGGAAUCUACAACCUCAGCUGUACAUAGGUCUUAGCUCUAUAUUUUGA